Molecule: messenger RNA, 5190 nt
Organism: Dicentrarchus labrax (European seabass)
Lineage: Eukaryota; Metazoa; Chordata; Actinopteri; Moronidae
Gene: npepps
Product: aminopeptidase puromycin sensitive
Exons: 23
Coding region: 283-2904 (873 amino acids)
Biological process (GO): proteolysis; peptide catabolic process
Cellular component (GO): cytoplasm
Molecular function (GO): peptide binding; zinc ion binding; metalloaminopeptidase activity
Source: RefSeq, a predicted model, not a curated record
ACGCGUUGCGUCUGUAGGUCGACGCCGCUUUAACCGGAGUUGUUUGGGCCGUGUACGGAGAGAGAGAGAGGACCGUAGCUGGCAGCGCUGAGCGGGUUUCAGUUGAUGUUGGUGCUCCUGGGCCGCAGGGUUCCGCUGUCCUUCGUACACAGACUCACUACCCCGCUGUACAUCCACACGGUCGAGGCCCGUCUUGGUCCGCACGGCGCCCGUUGAACCUCGGAGCGAUCGCCAGAGUUACUCCCAGCACCGACUCCCGUCAGCGGACCGAACAGAGGAACCAUGCCCGAGAGGAGGCCCUUCGUCCGGCUACCAACUGACGUGUACCCCGUCAACUACGGCUUGUGUCUGAAGCCCGACCUGAUCGACUUCACCUUCGAGGGCAAGCUGGAGGCGCUGGUGGAGGUUACACAAGCCACAAAUCAGAUUGUGAUGAACUGUGCUGACAUCGACAUCAUCACAGCGUCCUUUGUGCCAGAGGGAGGAGAAGAAAUUAAUGCUACAGGAUUCAACUAUCAAAAUGAGGAUGAGAAAGUCACCCUGUCAUUUCCUAGCGCUCUACAGAAAGGCUCCGGCGCGUUGAAGAUAGACUUUGUCGGGGAGCUGAACGACAAAAUGAAAGGAUUCUACAGAAGUAAAUAUACAACUUCUGCCGGAGAGAUCCGCUACGCUGCUGUCACACAGUUUGAGGCCACGGACGCUCGCAGAGCCUUCCCCUGUUGGGAUGAGCCAGCUAUCAAAGCCACCUUUGACAUCGCUCUGAUAGUUCCCAAGGACCGAGUAGCCUUGUCAAAUAUGAAUGUCAUUGAUCGAAAGCCAUAUCCGGAGGAUGAAAACCUUGUGGAAGUGAAGUUUGCCACCACACCCAUCAUGUCAACAUACCUUGUAGCUUUUGUCAUCGGUGAAUACGACUAUGUGGAGAGCCAAUCGUCAGAUGGUAUAACGGUACGCGUCUACACACCUGUCGGGAAGGCAGAACAAGGGAAAUUUGCACUGGAGGUUGCGACUAAGACCUUACCUUUCUACAAAGACUACUUCAGUGUUCCUUAUCCUUUGCCUAAAAUUGAUCUCAUAGCGAUCGCUGAUUUUGCUGCUGGUGCCAUGGAAAACUGGGGCCUUGUUACCUACAGGGAGACAGCACUGCUAAUCGACCCCAAGAACUCCUGCUCGUCUUCCAGGCAGUGGGUGGCGCUGGUGGUCGGACACGAACUCGCCCACCAGUGGUUUGGAAACUUGGUCACCAUGGAAUGGUGGACCCAUCUGUGGCUUAAUGAAGGAUUUGCAUCCUGGAUCGAGUAUCUGUGUGUGGACCACUGCUUCCCAGAGUACGACAUCUGGACCCAGUUUGUCUCAGCUGACUACACCCGUGCCCUGGACCUGGAUGCACUGGACAGCAGCCAUCCCAUAGAGGUGAACGUCGGCCAUCCAUCAGAGGUAGAUGAAAUCUUUGACGCCAUUUCCUACAGCAAAGGAGCAUCUGUGAUCCGCAUGUUGCACAACUACAUAGGAGACGAGGACUUUAGGAAAGGAAUGAACGCCUAUCUUUUGAAGUUCCAACAUAAAAAUGCUUCGACGGAGGAUCUAUGGGACUGUCUGGAACAGGCCAGUGGAAAACCCAUCGCAGCAGUGAUGGGCUCGUGGACCAAGCAGAUGGGCUUCCCAAUAAUAGUAGUGGACCAGGAACAGCAAGGUGACGACCGCAUCCUCAAGCUGUGUCAGAAGAAGUUCUGUGCCAGUGGACCACAUAAUGGUGAGGAUUGCCCCAACUGGAUGGUCCCCAUUAGUAUUUGUACCGGCGAGGACCCCAAAUGCACCAAGCUCAAGGUUCUGCUGGACAGACCCGAGACGACCAUCACCCUGAGCGGCGUCAGUCCUGACCAGUGGGUCAAGAUCAACCCCGGCACUGUGGGCUUCUACCGCAUCCAGUACAGCUCUUCCAUGCUGGAGAGUCUGCUGCCGGGCGUCCGGGACCUCAGCCUGCAGCCUGUGGACCGACUCGGCCUGCAGAACGACCUCUUCUCACUGUCUCGUGCCGGGAUGAUCAGCACGGUGGAGGUGCUGAAGCUGAUGGAGGCGUUUGUCAACGAGCCCAACUACACAGUGUGGAGCGACCUCAGCUGCAACCUGGGAGUGUUGUCCUCGCUGCUGUCCCACACCGACUUCCACGAGGAGAUCCAGGAGUUCAUCCGGGACCUGUUCACCCCCAUCGGCCUGGAGCUCGCCUGGGACAGCAAACCGGGGGAAGGUCACCUGGACGCCCUGUUGAGAGGACUGGUACUGGGGAAACUGGGUAAGGCGGGACACAAACCCACACUGGAGGAGGCCCGGCGGAGAUUCAGGGACCACGUGGAUGGAAAGCAGGUCCUGCCUGCAGACCUCCGGAGCCCGGUGUAUUUAACAGUGCUGAAGCAUGGAGACAGUGCCACAUUGGACACGAUGCUGAAGCUCCACAAACUAGCAGACAUGCAGGAGGAGAAGAACCGCAUCGAGCGAGUUCUGGGCGCCAUCUCUGCCCCCGACCUCAUCCAGAAAGUCCUCAACUUCGCCCUCUCGGAAGAGGUUCGUCCCCAGGACACAGUUUCAGUAAUCGGGGGCGUGGCAGGAAGCAGUAAACAAGGCCGGAAAGCUGCCUGGAAGUUUGUCAAGGACAACUGGGAGGAGCUUUACAACCGCUACCAGGGCGGCUUCCUCAUAUCACGGCUUAUCAAGCUAACAGUUGAUGGAUUUGCUAUUGACAAAAUGGCUGCUGAAGUGAAGAGUUUCUUUGAGAGUCACCCGGCGCCGGCGGCUGAGCGUACGGUGCAGCAGUGCUGUGAGAACAUCCUCCUCAACGCCGCCUGGCUGAAGCGCGACGCAGACGACAUCCACCAGUAUCUACUGCAGCGCAAAGCGCCCCCCGUCUGAGCCGCCGCCCCCUCCCCCCUGCCGCCGCCUCCCCCCCCAUCCCUCCAGCGCGGACCUCCCAGCAUCAUAGCUGCCUCGCCCCCCCCCACCCACCUCCUCAAUACAGACCAGAGCGGGAGACCAGAGCGUACUUACAGCAGGCUUCAUUUCUCUAAAGAGACUGUAUAAAACAAGAAGGCAAAGCCAAGAAUUUAACAAAGUGUUGGAAACACAGAGACUCUUUCUACGUUAACAAAGCAAAUCCAUUUUAGUCAGACCAGGAAUGUAGUUUUACCCCCAUUCUGUCCACGAGCAGACGACACGACGGUAGAAAACCCCCCCGGUGCUCGGCGAAGUCACAGAAACACCACGUCCCUCCAAACGAUCGCUAACCCUGCUAACGCACUCUGCAUCACCUGCCCCGUAUGCACACCCUCAUCCAUCUCUGCGUCGUAGCUGAGAAAACUGUGAAUCCCCCCCCCACCCCACCCCUCCUCCUCCCUCCCUCUCCUUCCUCCUCCCUUUUUUUUCCCCUCCUCCCGCUGCCUCCCAUUUUGAAUGCAUGAAGUGUGAUUUUCUGCAUUUGCUGCUUUGUUUACUUCUGUUUGUUUUCUGUACAAACAAAUUAUUUGUUGUUUUGACUCACUCCCCCCUCCGAACCCUCUCUCAGUUAAAAGUUCACCUCCACCUCCUCCUCCUCCUCCUUCUCUUUCGGGCGUUGUGAUUGGGUGAAAGCAGAAGGCACCUGGGCAGAAUGGGGUUAAUAACGGUAGUGUGUGUUGUAGUUUCCAACAGCACUGAUUCUCCAUUGCUAAUAAACGGUUAGGACGAGGCGAGCAGCGCUAGCAUGGUACUACAUUGUAAACUGUAUAAUGCAAGCAUUUCUUUUUUGUUUUUGUUUUUUUUUUUUUUGCGGACGAUGUUCCUUUUUUAAAAGAAUUAAAUGGAAAAGUUCACGGUUACCUGUUUCCUCCCCUCUUCUCCCCCAAAAACCCCCUCGAGCUCUGUCCAGUCAGAGUUUGUAUAGUUUGAAUCAUCAACAACCAUAUUUAAACUCCCCCUUCCUCCUCCUCCUCCUCCCAACCCUCCUCCCCCUCCUCCCCCCCGGUUCUUUCUCUGCUGCCCUUAAUGAAAUGAAGAUAUUGGCGUUGUUUUAUAAGACAUCAGAUGCAGUGAUUUAUUUAAAUGUUGAGAUAAUCUUAUAUUCUGAGGAGAGAGAGACAAGAGGGGAAAAAAAAAAAAAAAAAGAUCACAACACUACUUUUUUCGGGGCCUUUUCUUUCUGAUCAGGAAACGCCUGUCGAUAGGGUUGAGAGUCCGGCGAGGCCCCGAGUCCCCCCCCGGACGGCGUGGACGCGACCGAUCGACUUCGACUCCGCUGUCAAACUUGGAAAGCCUUAAACUGGUCGACUGGUUUGCAGUAAAAUAUUUAACACUGAAGUGGUGAUUUUAAUAGGUUGACUUCCACAUAACGUCAAAUGUAUCUAAUGUGACAGAAUAUGCAGACUUGUUGAACGAGUAUAUCUAUAUAGAAUUUACAAUUUGAUGUGGUUUUUGAAAACAUACCGAUCAAGUCAUCCAACCUGUUGUCGAGACUCUUCCCUCCUCCCCUGACCUCCGACCCCCCCGGAACAUUUGUUGUUGUUUUGGUUUUUUUUUUUUUUUUUUUUUCCAGUUUGUUUCUUUUGUUUCUUUUUUUUUUUUUUUUUUUUGUUUGUUUAAAACUACAGUUGGUGUUCAUUAAAGUGAAAAAGGAAUAUAAAAACAAACAAACAAAUGAUGUGAAAUUAGUACAAGUUGAUUUUAAUGAGUGAGGUGUGAGUGUGCAUGCCUGGAAACAGAUUUGUAAUUUAUUUUGUAUUAUCUCACCAAGAGCAGGCGGAGGAGGAGAUGAUCUUAUUGGAUUACAAAACGGUUAAAGCGGCACUGAAACUGAUGAAUAAUGUGUGUGUGUGUGUGUAUAUAACAGCUGAAUUACACCUAAUGAGAAUAAAAUUGGUUACAGAUUGAUAUAGACGAUCACACAGAGAAAAAUUCCAAUGUCUUCACGUUUUGGUUUCAUAAAGUGUCUGUAGAAAACUUUCAGGCAGCGUUCGGCUUAGAGUUUGUUGUUCAGAGACGUUUGAUGUUUUCUUGUCAUUUUUGUUUUCUUUAUUUUUUUCUAAUGAAUCUGAAUUUAGUUCAACAUGUGGGAUGUCUUUGUGCUUCUGACUCUUUGAGAAGAGGAAAAUCUCUCGUGGCAGGAGAGCUUCAGCGAUGCCAAGGCAAACGUAAAUAUGCAGUCCAAUAAAGUAACACUUGAUGAUA